Molecule: messenger RNA, 1091 nt
Organism: Trifolium pratense (red clover)
Lineage: Eukaryota; Viridiplantae; Streptophyta; Magnoliopsida; Fabales; Fabaceae
Product: agamous-like MADS-box protein AGL82
Exons: 1
Coding region: 1-1041 (346 amino acids)
Biological process (GO): positive regulation of transcription by RNA polymerase II
Molecular function (GO): protein dimerization activity; DNA-binding transcription factor activity, RNA polymerase II-specific; RNA polymerase II cis-regulatory region sequence-specific DNA binding
Source: RefSeq, a predicted model, not a curated record
AUGGGUCGUGGAAGAAUAUCUAUGGAACUCAUUCAAAAGGAGAAAUCAAGAAGGACAACAUUUCAAAAGAGAAAGAAAGGGUUAAUCAAAAAAGUGGAAGAAUUUGCCAUUCUUUGUGAUGUUGAUGUGUGUUUAAUUCUCUAUGCUCCCAAUUUCGAAGGUCAAGGAUAUGCUGAACCUGAAAUAUGGCCUAAAGAACCAAAAGUACGAAAAAUCCUUCAAAAGUAUUAUAACACAACAAACGAUAGGCGUCCUAAGAUCUAUGAUGUUCAAGAGUAUUACAAAGAAAGGAUGAAAAAAGUCGAAUUCGAGAUUUCCAAAGUGCGCAAAGAGAUGUUAAAGAUCAUGUAUCCAACUUGGGAAGAAUCUUUCAAUUCUCUUGGAGAGGAACAAAUGAGGUUAUUUGCUGGUCUAUUGGAUGCUAAGCUUGAUGCUUGUAAUCAAAAGAUGAAUAUGCUAAAAGGAGAUGUUAAGGGAAAAAGAAUAGCUCAUGAAUCACACAAGGUUGAUAAACCUAAUAUUCCCUAUUUGACCUCAAAUUCAAAUACCUACUUCAAUUUCAUGCCAAACAACAUGUCUCUACCACAAAUUUACCCUCCAUUGAUGAACAUUGCUGAAAAAAACCCGUUCGGGUUUUGGCCACUUCACCUCGGACAAAGCUCUCAACCUUCUUCAACGCUUUCUAGUGCACAAGGUUCGAACCAGAUGGAGUUUGAUGAAGGUAGAUAUGCACAGUCUUAUCCCGGCAAGCAAGUCGAUGCUAAUUGGACUAAUUGGACUAGUCAGAUUGAUGCUAAUAUUACCUAUGAUCCAAAAACUGGUACAAAAAAGAAGAAUGGAGCUGAAAAUGAUGAGAAUUUGUUACCAUAUUAUUACAAUGGAAAUGCAAUGACAAUGCAAUCAUAUCCUAUUGGUAUGCAUACUCUUCCUUUCCAGAAUCUUCAAAACCUACCACCACAUGGAUAUCAAUUUAAUGGAUUCUAUGAUAUGGAUAUUCUUCAAGCUCAUAUGUUCAACAACUACAUGGAUGGAAGGAAGUAGCUCAUAAUAACUUAAACAUUCUUAGCAUAAGAUUGUUGAAUUUAAUUAGU